AUUCAUACGUGAUACCAGUAGUGUGCGUACCUAUAUCUACGUUUAAUACACACUUGAGGAAUUUACAAAUAUCACUUCAGUAAAAUGCAUACCUGUGUAUCGUCGAUGUUCCAACUAAUGACGACUGUCUACCUGUCUGCCAUAUACCUGGCCACGCUGGCCUCGGCAUUACCUCUAGACAGGUGCAAGUCGGCCAUCUCCAUUUUCUCCAGCAGUGGAGCUUACAUUGAAUCUCUCAACAAAAGUCGCGUCGCCCUGCCUGUGUUACAGAAAGGCUUCAGUACUGGCCAUGAGAUGAAAUUCGAGUUCAAGACAACAUCACCAAACGGAGUAUUGUUUUACAUGACCCCAGAGCGUCGUCAGAACGAGCUUGUGGCUUUAGACAUCAUCAACGGCCAUCCCAGGUACCACAUCCGGUGUAAACAAAUCGAGGCCACCCUCACGCUGUCUAGAAUACGGGUUGACGACGGGAGAUGGCACAAGAUAGUGUUCAGGAGGAGGAAUAACCGAGGGAAACUGUUUGUGGACCGCACUCCCUACUUCCAUGACUACCGUGUCGACUGUGGUGCAUUUACGUCCUUGACCUUUGGAGGUGUUGACCCCAUCCAAAAGUACCAGAAUCUACAGAGAGAGUUGAACACAAAGAGAGGGCACUUCCUGGGCUGUAUCCGGCGUGUUGACGUGUCCACUGGGGUGGAACAGAGUCGAGCUCAGUACCACGGUGUCUCAGAGUGUUCUUGAUCAACAAGCACGAGCACAGUAUUUGCAUUCUGUGAUAAUGACGUCACAUCUUCACUUUAGUAGAUGACGUCAUCACAAACAUAACGAGGAAAUACUCUCUUCUCAUGUCCAUUACGUCACACAUAUCAACAUUUGCAUUCCUAUAUACGGGAAGAUAUGUGUUCAAAGAAGAGUUUAGAAGCCUCAGGGUGGCCUGUUCUUGGGAAUACAGACACAAGUUACCCGCCCUUUGUUUUAAAAGGUCGUGAAUGAAGACGGAGAAAGUACAGUAUUGGUUUACAGGAGGGCGCUGGCCCUCUCGCCAGUAUAUCACUCCCUUUUUGAUGAGAAAGCGAGCAUCAACUUCAAAUACUGUUUAUAUUUUUAAUAUAAAUGCUUGUUGUUGUUUGAAUGUAUUCUUCAUUUUAACUUAUUGCACGUGCUGCAUGGUGAAUCCCUCUCCAGACAUCCAUUACGUCUCCCAGUGAGGAUCACAGUGAACAGUGGAGAUCUCUAUGGAUACGUGACCCAGAUCUUAAGUGCUAUUUCCACAAAGUUGGGACACUGUUGUAAUGUUGUUUUCUCUUUUUGAGUUUUUCGUGCAUUUAUAAGUUGUUAAUCUUUGUUUUUGUACAUAAAGAUGUUGUUGACUUUACACUGUAUUAAAUCUAUUCGAAUACUUUA
Molecule: messenger RNA, 1404 nt
Organism: Pecten maximus
Lineage: Eukaryota; Metazoa; Mollusca; Bivalvia; Pectinida; Pectinidae
Product: neurexin-1a-like
Exons: 5
Coding region: 85-741 (218 amino acids)
Source: RefSeq, a predicted model, not a curated record